Arvicola amphibius (Eurasian water vole) is the source of this 5921-nucleotide messenger RNA. RefSeq names its product glutamine--fructose-6-phosphate transaminase 1 (gene Gfpt1). The transcript has 19 exons. Gene Ontology annotation, molecular function: carbohydrate derivative binding; L-glutamine:D-fructose-6-phosphate transaminase (isomerizing) activity. Lineage: Eukaryota; Metazoa; Chordata; Mammalia; Rodentia; Cricetidae. Bases 149 to 2194 code for a protein of 681 amino acids. The record is from RefSeq and is a predicted model, not a curated record. Gene Ontology annotation, biological process: fructose 6-phosphate metabolic process; carbohydrate derivative biosynthetic process; protein N-linked glycosylation.
UUGAGGGCCGAGCCGCGAGUCCGGCAGUCGUGUCCGUGCCGUCGCAUCCUGGAGUCCGCCUCGUCGCCGCCACCCCGGCCCAAGCUCGUCCUCGUUUCCGAAGCUCUCGCGCGCCCGACCGCUCGGCUCUCGCCCCGCGACCAGCAUCAUGUGCGGAAUAUUUGCCUAUUUAAAUUACCAUGUUCCCCGAACAAGACGAGAAAUCUUGGAGACCCUAAUCAAAGGCCUUCAGAGACUGGAAUACAGAGGAUAUGAUUCUGCUGGAGUGGGACUCGAUGGAGGUAAUGACAAAGACUGGGAAGCGAAUGCCUGCAAAAUUCAGCUCAUUAAGAAGAAAGGAAAAGUUAAGGCACUGGAUGAAGAAGUUCACAAACAACAAGAUAUGGACUUGGAUAUAGAAUUUGAUGUACAUCUUGGAAUAGCUCAUACCCGUUGGGCAACGCAUGGAGAACCUAGUCCUGUCAAUAGUCACCCCCAACGCUCUGAUAAAAAUAAUGAAUUUAUUGUUAUUCAUAAUGGAAUCAUCACCAACUACAAAGACUUGAAAAAGUUUUUGGAAAGCAAAGGCUAUGACUUUGAAUCUGAAACAGACACAGAAACCAUUGCCAAGCUUGUCAAAUACAUGUAUGAUAACUGGGAAAGUCAGGACGUCAGUUUUACUACCUUGGUGGAGAGAGUUAUCCAACAACUGGAAGGUGCUUUUGCACUUGUGUUUAAAAGUGUUCAUUUUCCUGGGCAAGCAGUUGGCACAAGGCGAGGUAGUCCCCUCUUGAUUGGUGUGCGGAGUGAACAUAAGCUUUCCACAGAUCACAUUCCAAUUCUCUACAGAACAGGCAAAGACAAGAAAGGAAGCUGCAAUCUUUCCCGUGUGGACAGCACAACAUGUCUUUUCCCUGUUGAGGAAAAGGCAGUUGAAUAUUACUUUGCUUCUGAUGCAAGUGCUGUGAUAGAGCACACCAACCGUGUCAUCUUCCUGGAAGAUGACGAUGUUGCAGCAGUGGUGGAUGGUCGUCUUUCUAUCCAUCGGAUUAAGCGAACUGCAGGAGACCAUCCUGGUCGAGCUGUGCAAACCCUCCAGAUGGAACUCCAGCAGAUCAUGAAGGGCAACUUUAGUUCAUUUAUGCAGAAAGAAAUUUUUGAGCAGCCAGAGUCUGUUGUGAACACAAUGAGAGGAAGAGUCAAUUUUGAUGACUACACUGUGAAUUUGGGAGGUUUGAAAGAUCACAUUAAGGAGAUCCAGCGGUGUCGGCGGUUGAUUCUAAUUGCUUGUGGCACAAGUUACCAUGCUGGUGUGGCAACCCGUCAGGUUCUAGAGGAGCUGACAGAGUUGCCGGUAAUGGUGGAGCUCGCUAGUGACUUCUUGGAUAGAAACACUCCAGUCUUUCGAGAUGAUGUUUGCUUUUUCAUUAGUCAAUCAGGUGAGACAGCUGACACCCUGAUGGCUCUUCGGUACUGUAAGGAGAGAGGAGCCCUAACUGUGGGCAUCACAAAUACAGUUGGCAGUUCUAUAUCAAGGGAGACAGAUUGUGGGGUUCAUAUCAAUGCUGGUCCUGAGGUUGGCGUGGCCAGUACAAAGGCUUACACCAGCCAGUUUGUUUCCCUUGUGAUGUUUGCCCUCAUGAUGUGUGAUGACAGGAUCUCCAUGCAAGAAAGGCGUAAAGAGAUCAUGCUUGGAUUGAAGCGGCUGCCAGACUUGAUUAAGGAAGUGCUGAGCAUGGAUGAUGAAAUUCAGAAGCUGGCAACAGAACUGUACCACCAGAAGUCAGUUCUGAUAAUGGGACGAGGCUAUCAUUAUGCUACGUGUCUUGAAGGAGCCCUGAAAAUCAAGGAAAUUACUUACAUGCACUCUGAAGGCAUCCUUGCUGGUGAGCUGAAGCACGGCCCUCUGGCCUUGGUGGACAAGCUGAUGCCUGUCAUCAUGAUCAUCAUGCGAGACCACACUUACGCCAAGUGUCAGAACGCGCUACAGCAAGUGGUUGCACGGCAGGGGCGCCCAGUCGUGAUCUGUGAUAAGGAGGAUACCGAGACCAUUAAGAACACAAAAAGGACAAUCAAGGUGCCCCACUCAGUGGACUGCUUGCAGGGCAUUCUCAGUGUGAUCCCCUUGCAGCUGCUGGCUUUCCAUCUGGCUGUGCUGAGAGGCUACGAUGUUGAUUUCCCACGGAAUCUUGCCAAAUCUGUAACUGUAGAAUAAAAGGCACCUGAAACUUAUGACAGUUAAGCAACAUGAGACACCUUUUGUAUUUAAAUUUUUGAUUUAAACUGUUGCCUCCUGAAAGCCUUUUUUAGUAAAUUCUUAUUUAUAUAUCAGUUAUAAUUAUCCCUCUCAAUUAAUGGUUUUGUGCAAUUGCCUCAUUUUCAAUAAUACCUGGGGGCGUUUGAUUAAUAGAAUUUAAAUUGAACCUGAAAUCAAAGAGAUUCUAGCUGUAGUGUUGUAUAAAGAACUGGAUAAUGAAUUUCUGUGUCCUCCACUUCAAUCAUGGAGGUUUGUAGAGUUUUUGAGAUGAUUGUUGUUUUUCCAUGCCUUGAUUCAAUCAGACUGAUAAAAGACCAGUGCAUUUCAUUGGAAUACUCAAAGUCAAAAGCCAGUGUGUGCUAGUACCUGCUGAAGGCUUUGCUAUAUUAUUUAUAAGUUGAAGAUGCUGUGGUUUAUUUUGAAGCUUGUCUAUAUUUUGUUUGUAAAUCAAACUGUUCACCUAAAAAAACCUAAGUUCAGUUAAAUUAGUCUAAACCUGGCUGUCAUCUCUAGGUAGAGGAGCAUGGGGGCAGUGUGCGAUACAUUGUGUCCUCCACGCUCGAAUAAAGCACCAUGUGGAGAUGUGUAGCGCUGAUCUGAACUACUUUAGACCCCGACAGUGUGGCUGGGCGUUUAAAUAUAGGACCUGGGCAUCCGACUCCUUGUUUCUUUGCCUCCUCAGAGUGGUUUGCAUUGCCUUGAAACUGUAGAGCUUAAUUUAAAAAAAAAUAUUGUUGAAUGACACCCUUUGUCUCCUUUGACAUCACAGCAGAGUUGCUACCAAGCAUCUCCGAUUGGUAUUGGCAUGUUCAGUUCUCUCUUCAGCUUUGUCCCAAGUCCCUUCCCUACCUUGCUGCAGAAAGCAUCCUCUUGUGGCAGUUUGGAGGUUCUUUUUGAUAACUUGUGAGAUUUGCACUGGUCGUUUGAUCUUCAGUGUAUGAGGCUUAGACCUUCACAUACUUUCCACUGUGGUGUGACAUGAUUUAGGGUUGCUUUCUAGAUGUUUUCCUUUGUAUUGUCUGGACUCCUGUUUAGGAAUGAAUGCAGUAUGAAGAAGUGAUAUUGGCGUGCCUUCAUGCUGAUAGUGUCAGAAAUGGAGGUUAACAAUUGGGAUAAAGUAUUUAAAAUAGAACAUUAGUUUGACACCCUAAAAAUGUGUGGAAUAAUUUCUUCAUAGAAUUAUUUGGGUCAGAUCAUGUGGCUGUAGGAAGGUGGUUAUAUUCUGUUAGGUCCACUUCUUUCAAAAGCUUUCACCGUUAUUGUGGAAGUGCAGUAGUGGAGUUGGUAGCUCACUCUUUGUGUUUGAACUUGAUGUUAAGCAGUUCAUGCUAUGCCAGAAGUGUAGGCUUCUUGUGAAGGUGGGUUGAAGACAGAGUUUAUGUAACUUUGGAAGCUUUCACUUCCAUUGAUAGAGACUGGAAACCUGAUUUUUUAAAACGUAAGACAGGGCCACAGUUUCUACCCUGUGUAGCUGCUUUAGUUACGUUUGUCUGUUCUAAUUAUUUCCAAGAUUUCAUGUUUGUCUAGCAUGUGUAUCCUGUCAUUUCUUGUGUUUGGUAUAAUAGCAUGGCUACUCAUAGUUGUGUGCGUUUCGUUGUUGUUGUCUUUUUUCAUGUGUUGCUCUGGAGUACAGGGUGAUGUUGGUACACGGAGACAUUGUGAAAUGAUCACCACAGUAUUCUUAGGUCGUCCAUCACCUCGGUUACUAAUCCAGAGUUCUUUUGGAGCUGUUUUGAAUUAUACAGCUCAGUUUUACUAAUCACCCUCUAUGUAAUGGAAUAUCGGAACUUAAUUCUUCUGUCUGGCUCUGACUCUGAACCCAUUCACCAGUUUCCCUUCCAUACACACUCCAAACUAGGAUAAAUCCUAAAAACCAGUCAAAAGCCCAAAUGAAGACCAGAGUAGUAUUUUCUAAACAAAUAUUAUUCUCUUCCCUAUCCCAUUUUGCUUCCUACCCUGGUUAAUGUAGUGAUUUUAAAUUCUUUUAUUAAGUUAAUUCUUAACACCCUGAUAUUUUAGUGAGGCAAGCCACUGAGUGAGUGAAUGAGUUGGCCCAGUUAAAAUUGGUAUAAUAUAGGACAUGGAAAUCUAAUUUUUCAAAACAAAAUAUCCUGCAAAAGGGAGGCUUUCUAUAAAAGUUCUUUCUUGUAGUGUGUUUAAAGUUUAAGUUCACACAUACAUCCUUUCCUGGGAGCCCUUGCUAGGCAGGGAGGACUGUGGAGAACUCAGUUAAUGGUUACUUUGAAGUCAACUUUAAAAAAAAAAUCACCUACGCCAUAGGAGUGAAAAGGCUACAGAAAGUGCAGCACUCACCGGUAGUUUGUGCUGUCUGCAGCUGUGUCUGAACCCCUGCUGUGAGCGGCUGUGUGCUGGGCAGCAGAGCUGCAGAGCAGUUCUGACGUCCCUGGUGGAAGGGUGGAAAGAUGGAGCUGCCCUGAGCUGUUAGAUGCAGUGAAAGGGUUUAUUGACCUAAACAGCGCUGGCACUCUGGAGCGUGUCCGUAAGCUGCUGUCCCAGUCUGUCCACGAUACAUGCGUCUAUGGUAUGAUAAAGAGCCGCAGUUAAUAAUAGGCCGAGAUAAGCCACUGUGUCCCCGCUCCUCAGAGGGCGCUUCAGGUACUGUGCAGGAGGCUGUUAUUCUGUGUCCUGGGUGGUUUCUGAGGUAACAUGGCUGUCUCCCUUAGAAUCCAGGGCCCUUACCUGAGUAGUUGUGAGGAGGCAGGAAAGGAGCCUGUUCUUGGUCCCUGUAGUAUUCCUCUGAAAGUGGUCUUUGUCACUCUUUAGGGAAGGACACCAGCUGAACUUGAACACACACACUUUCAGUUUUUUUGGGGGGGCAGUCUUUUGUCUUUUUUUACGAUGAGGAUAUUCUACAGCAAUAAAAGAAACUAAGGUUACUGUUUAUUAUAUACUAUAACUGGUGUGAUUUUUCUAAAAAAUUUAAAAGCACAAUCUCAUUGGAAAGUGUUUAUUAAAAAAGAAUUCAUAAUUCACAUUGAAUUUAGGAAGGCCAAAGAAAUGGAAGGGAAUGGUAAAGACACUUUGGUUCAUGACAUCCACAUGUUUAGAGAGUUAUGUCUUCAAGAACACUAGCAGUGUUUUAAACUUGGAGAUGGAUUUCACAAGAUUCUGUUUACUCUCAAGUUUGAAAGUUUUAACAUAUAAGUUGGUCUUUCUCACUGUAUUUAAAGAUUGUUAAGUAUUUCAGUGUCUCCAUAGCUUGAUGAAUCGAAACACGUCCUCAGACCCAGGAUGGUGACAAAUAAUGAAGCUGGCAUUGGCUUUGAAUAGUGAUGUCCGUGCUCAAGCAAGACUGGAGCUGUGGUGUGUAACUAGCUUGAGAGUGAUGAGCUGUAAAAUACACCAGGACAGAAGGCUGAUGAGGAUGUCGUGGAAAUUCUCACAUUAUCUUGUUUUCUGUGCCAGUUUCCAGAGUGAGUGUAGUAGUGGUCUUGUUAACCUUUCAAUGUUCUCUGGGUGAAUGUGUUUUUCCAUGAAUAAAGUUUUGAUAUUUGUUAAAAUUAUACUUCUGUGGGACUGGGGGGUUACAAUAAUCAUUGCUCUGUUUUGAUUGUUUUCUUUUCAAUGAAUGUUUAGUUUUCUGAGCCAGAUGGUUAUUUCAUCCCUCAUGUCCUGUUAAAUCCCGUGACUACACCGGAACUGUGAAUAAAUUACCCAAAACCUU